This is a messenger RNA of Alligator sinensis (Chinese alligator), 8567 nucleotides long. It is a transcript of the gene SPTBN1, whose product is annotated as spectrin beta, non-erythrocytic 1. Gene Ontology annotation, molecular function: phospholipid binding; actin filament binding; structural constituent of cytoskeleton. Bases 328 to 7467 code for a protein of 2379 amino acids. Lineage: Eukaryota; Metazoa; Chordata; Crocodylia; Alligatoridae. Gene Ontology annotation, cellular component: spectrin; cell projection; cell junction. Gene Ontology annotation, biological process: protein localization to plasma membrane; actin cytoskeleton organization. The record is from RefSeq and is a predicted model, not a curated record. The transcript has 37 exons.
AGCUCUAAUGCAGUCAGAUGGAGUCCAGCCUGCGGCUGUGGAGCAUUAAUCUGAUACUACAAAAGUAGCAGCAUUAGGGAGGGGUUGCAGGAAGAGUGUUAUUGUAAAGGAGAGGAAGGAGUGCACCUUUAGACUGACUGGGGCAAAUGUGUGCAGAUGCUGCAUGCACCACUGAAACCCAGACUUAUGCAUCAGCUGGGUGCGUUCAGGCUGGCGGGUGUUACGUGCCCUUUCGCAUUGUGAAGGCGAAGGUAUUGGUUUUUUCCUCCUGCCUUUAAGAACUUUUUAAGGAGAAGCUGAUGCUGAGGACGGGUUAGAGUGUUCAAGAUGACGACGACAGUAGCAACAGACUAUGACAAUAUUGAAAUACAACAGCAGUACAGUGAUGUUAACAACCGGUGGGAUGUCGAUGACUGGGACAACGAGAAUAGCUCUGCGCGACUCUUUGAGAGAUCUCGUAUUAAGGCCUUAGCAGAUGAACGUGAGGCAGUUCAGAAGAAGACUUUCACAAAGUGGGUUAAUUCACACUUGGCACGUGUAUCAUGCAGAAUUACAGAUUUAUACGCCGACCUUCGCGAUGGACGGAUGCUUAUCAAACUGCUGGAAGUUCUUUCAGGAGAGAGACUUGUGGGUUGGGUCUCGUUCCCCGGACCAUCUUCGCUGCAGCCAGCCACCACGCCCAAACCAACAAAGGGAAGGAUGCGCAUCCAUUGUUUGGAAAAUGUUGAUAAGGCCCUUCAGUUUCUGAAAGAACAAAGAGUGCAUCUAGAAAAUAUGGGAUCCCAUGAUAUUGUGGAUGGGAAUCACAGGCUGACUCUUGGCCUUAUUUGGACCAUUAUUCUGAGAUUCCAGAUCCAGGAUAUCAGUGUUGAAACUGAAGAUAACAAAGAGAAGAAGUCUGCUAAAGAUGCUUUGCUAUUGUGGUGCCAGAUGAAGACAGCUGGUUAUCCCAAUGUCAACAUUCACAACUUCACUACUAGCUGGCGGGACGGGAUGGCUUUCAACGCACUAAUACAUAAACACAGGCCUGAUCUCAUUGAUUUUGACAAGCUGAAGAAAUCAAAUGCACACUACAAUCUGCAGAAUGCUUUUAACCUGGCAGAGCAACACCUUGGUCUUACUAAGCUUUUGGACCCAGAGGAUAUCAGUGUUGACCAUCCUGACGAAAAGUCAAUUAUCACCUAUGUGGUGACAUAUUACCACUACUUUUCUAAGAUGAAAGCUUUAGCCGUUGAAGGAAAACGUAUUGGAAAGGUGCUUGACAAUGCCAUCGAAACAGAGAAAAUGAUUGAAAAAUACGAAUCACUGGCUUCUGACCUUCUUGAGUGGAUUGAACAAACCAUCAUCAUCCUGAAUAAUCGCAAAUUUGCUAACUCACUGGUUGGUGUGCAACAGCAGCUGCAGGCAUUCAACACCUAUCGCACAGUGGAGAAACCACCCAAAUUUACAGAAAAAGGAAACCUAGAAGUGCUGCUUUUCACCAUCCAAAGCAAAAUGAGAGCGAACAAUCAGAAAGUGUACAUGCCCAGGGAAGGCAAACUCAUCUCGGACAUUAACAAGGCCUGGGAAAGACUGGAAAAAGCUGAACAUGAAAGAGAACUGGCACUGCGAAAUGAGCUCAUAAGACAAGAGAAACUGGAACAACUUGCACGUAGAUUUGAUCGCAAGGCAGCUAUGAGAGAAACCUGGCUGAGUGAAAAUCAACGUUUAGUUUCUCAGGAUAACUUUGGUUUUGACCUUCCAGCAGUGGAGGCUGCAACUAAAAAGCACGAGGCCAUUGAAACAGACAUUGCAGCAUAUGAAGAACGAGUCCAAGCAGUGGUUGCUGUUGCAAGGGAGCUUGAGACUGAAAAUUACCAUGAUAUCAAACGUAUCACUGCAAGAAAGGACAACGUUAUCCGUUUGUGGGAGUACCUGCUGGAGCUGCUCAGGGCACGUAGACAAAGACUGGAGAUGAACCUUGGUCUGCAAAAGAUAUUCCAGGAAAUGCUUUACAUUAUGGAUUGGAUGGAUGAAAUGAAGGUGCUGCUGCUGUCUCAGGACUAUGGCAAGCAUUUGUUAGGGGUAGAAGACCUGUUACAGAAACAUGCCCUAGUGGAGGCAGACAUUGCCGUUCAGGCUGAGAGAGUGAGAGGGGUCAAUGCAUCUGCUCAGAAAUUUGCCACAGAUGGGGAAGGUUACAAACCGUGUGACCCACAAGUUAUCAGAGACCGAGUAGCUCAUAUGGAGUUUAGUUACCAAGAACUAUGCCAGUUAGCAGCUGAACGCCGGGCUCGCUUGGAAGAAUCCAGACGUUUGUGGAAAUUUUUCUGGGAAAUGGCUGAAGAGGAGGGCUGGAUCAGAGAAAAGGAACAAAUCUUGUCAUCUGAUGACUAUGGGAAGGAUCUAACUAGUAUCAUCCGCCUCUUAAGUAAGCAUAAAGCAUUUGAAGAUGAAAUGAGUGGUCGUAGUGGCCACUUCCAACAGACUAUAAAAGAAGGUGAAGAUAUGAUUGCUGAGGAACACUUUGGGUCAGAGAAAAUCAAGGAACGAAUCAAGGACAUUCGGGAGCAGUGGGCUAACCUUGAGCAGCUCUCUGCCAUUAGGAAAAAGCGCCUGGAAGAAGCCUCUUUGCUUCACCAGUUCCAAGCUGAUGCCGAUGAUAUCGAUGCCUGGAUGUUGGACAUCCUUAGGAUUGUCUCCAGCAAUGAUGUUGGUCAUGAUGAAUAUUCCACUCAGUCUUUGGUCAGGAAACACAAAGAUGUUGCCGAAGAGAUUGCAAACUAUAGAUCUGUCAUUGACUCUCUUCAUGAGCAGGCGAAGGCUCUGCCACAAGAACAUGCUGAAUCUGCAGAUGUGCAGGGCAGGUUGUCUGGAAUAGAGGAAAGAUACAAAGAGGUGGCUGAACUGACCCGGCUCCGUAAGCAAGCAUUACAAGAUACCCUUGCUCUGUAUAAGAUGUUCAGUGAAGCAGAUGCAUGUGAACUUUGGAUUGAUGAAAAGGAGCAGUGGCUGAACAGUAUGCAGAUUCCAGAGAAGCUAGAAGACCUGGAAGUGAUCCAGCACAGAUUUGAAAGCUUAGAACCAGAAAUGAACAAUCAGGCAUCCCGUGUUGCAGUGGUAAAUCAGAUUGCUAGACAGCUGAUGCACAGUGGUCAUCCAAGUGAGAAGGAGAUCAAGGCACAGCAAGAUAAACUGAACACAAGGUGGAGCCAGUUCCGAGAACUGGUAGACAGAAAGAAGGAUGCUCUUAUCUCUGCUCUAAGUAUCCAGAACUACCAUCUGGAAUGUAAUGAAACCAAAUCCUGGAUUAGGGAAAAAACCAAAGUAAUUGAAUCCACACAAGACCUGGGCAACGAUCUGGCUGGAGUAAUGGCCCUUCAGAGGAAGUUGACGGGUAUGGAACGUGAUUUGGUAGCUAUUGAGGCUAAGCUAAGCGACCUGCAAAAAGAGGCAGAAAAGCUGGAAUCUGAGCAUCCUGACCAGGCCCAGGCCAUCCUGUCGAGGCUUGCGGAGAUCAGUGAUGUGUGGGAAGAAAUGAAAACCACCCUAAAGAACCGUGAAGAGUCCCUUGGAGAGGCAAGCAAACUGCAGCAGUUCUUGCGUGACUUGGAUGACUUCCAGUCCUGGCUGUCCAGAACCCAGACUGCGAUUGCCUCAGAAGAUAUGCCAAACACAUUGGCCGAGGCUGAAAAGCUCCUCACUCAGCAUGAGAAUAUUAAGAAUGAGAUUAACAAUUAUGAAGAAGACUACCAGAAAAUGAGGGACAUGGGUGAGAUGGUAACACAAGGGCAGACUGACGCACAGUAUAUGUUCUUACGCCAACGUCUGCAGGCUUUGGACACAGGAUGGAAUGAGCUUCACAAAAUGUGGGAGAAUAGGCAAAGUCUCCUCUCACAAUCCCAUGCCUACCAACUCUUUCUCAGAGAUACCAAGCAAGCAGAAGCAUUUCUCAAUAACCAGGAAUAUGUUUUGGCACAUACUGAAAUGCCCACCACCUUGGAAGGAGCAGAAGCUGCUAUUAAAAAGCAGGAGGAUUUUAUGACCACGAUGGAUGCCAAUGAGGAAAAGAUCAACGCGGUUGUAGAAACUGGCAGGAGACUAGUUAGCGAUGGGAACAUUAACUCUGACAAGAUCCAAGAGAAGGUGGACUCUAUCGAUGACAGACAUAGGAAGAAUCGUGAAGCAGCCAGUGAGCUUCUGAUGAGAUUGAAAGACAACAGGGAUCUUCAAAAGUUUCUUCAGGAUUGCCAGGAGCUGUCACUUUGGAUCAAUGAGAAGAUGCUUACAGCCCAGGAUAUGUCUUAUGAUGAAGCAAGGAACCUACACAGCAAGUGGCUAAAACACCAGGCAUUCAUGGCAGAACUUGGAUCCAAUAAGGAAUGGCUGGACAAAAUUGAAAAGGAAGGGAUGCAACUCAUUGCAGAGAAGCCAGAGACUGAGGCCAUAGUGAAAGAAAAGCUGACAGGUCUACACCAAAUGUGGGAGGAGCUUGAAUCUACCACUCAGACCAAGGCUCAGCGACUCUUUGAUGCGAAUAAAGCUGAGCUGUUCACCCAGAGUUGUGCUGAUCUGGAUAAAUGGCUGAAUGGCUUGGAGUGCCAGAUACAAUCUGAUGACUAUGGAAAGGAUCUUACCAGCGUCAACAUUCUGUUGAAAAAACAACAGAUGCUUGAGAACCAAAUGGAUGUUCGUAAGAAGGAGAUAGAAGAGCUACAAAGCCAGGCACAGGCUUUGAGCCAGGAGGGGAAGAGUACUGAUGAGGUGGAUGGUAAACGUCUUAUUGUAGAGCAGAAAUUUUUGGAAUUACUGGAACCUUUAACUGAAAGGAAGGCAAAUCUAUUGGCCUCCAAAGAGAUCCACCAGUUCAACAGGGACGUAGAAGAUGAGAUUUUGUGGGUUGGCGAGAGGAUGCCUAUAGCAACAUCUACUGAUCAUGGACAUAACCUCCAGACUGUUCAGCUACUAAUAAAGAAAAAUCAGACACUUCAGAAAGAAAUCCAAGGGCAUCAGCCUCGCAUCGAUGACAUUUUUGAGAGGAGCCAGAAUAUCCUUACAGACAGCAGCCCUAAUGCCGAAGCGAUUCAGCAGCGACUUGGUGACUUGCAGCAGCUGUGGAACCUCCUAAUUGAGGAGACAGAGAAACGCCACAAGCGCCUGGAGGAGUCUCACAGAGCACAGCAGUAUUACUUCGAUGCUGCUGAGGCUGAGGCCUGGAUGAGCGAGCAGGAGCUGUAUAUGAUGUCAGAAGAGAAAGCUAAGGAUGAACAGAGUGCAGUAUCCAUGUUGAAGAAGCACCAGAUUUUGGAACAGGCCGUAGAAGACUAUGCUGAGACAGUGCAUCAGCUUUCCAGGACCAGCAGAACUUUGGUUGCAGACAAUCAUCCAGAAAGCGAGCGCAUCAGUAUGCGGCAGUCCAAGGUAGAUAAGCUGUAUGCAGGCCUGAAGGAUCUAGCUGAAGAGAGGAGGGGCAAACUGGACGAGAGACACAGGCUCUUUCAGCUUAACCGGGAAGUGGAUGACUUGGAGCAGUGGAUUGCUGAGAGGGAGGUGGUGGCCGGAUCCCAUGAGCUGGGACAGGAUUAUGAACAUGUAACGAUGCUACAAGAGCGAUUCCGUGAAUUUGCUCGAGACACUGGAAACAUUGGACAGGAGCGGGUUGAUACUGUUAACCAUAUGGCUGACGAGCUCAUCAAUUCAGGACAUUCUGAUGCUGCCACCAUUGCAGAAUGGAAAGAUGGUCUCAAUGAGGCAUGGGCUGACCUGUUGGAGCUUAUUGACACAAGAACACAGAUUCUAGCUGCCUCUUAUGAACUGCAUAAAUUUUACCAUGAUGCCAAGGAGAUCUUAGGACGUAUCCAAGAUAAACAUAAGAAGUUACCUGAAGAACUUGGUAGAGACCAAAAUACAGUGGAAACACUACAGAGAAUGCACACAACGUUUGAACAUGAUAUCCAAGCUUUGGGCACCCAGGUGAGACAACUGCAGGAGGAUGCUGCACGUCUUCAGGCUGCCUAUGCUGGGGACAAGGCUGAUGACAUCCAGAAGAGGGAGAAUGAAGUCCUAGAAGCCUGGAAAGCUCUGCUAGAUGCCUGCGAGGGACGCAGGGUUAGACUGGUAGAUACAGGGGACAAAUUCCGUUUCUUCAGCAUGGUUCGGGAUCUCAUGCUUUGGAUGGAAGAUGUUAUUCGGCAGAUUGAAGCCCAGGAGAAGCCAAGGGAUGUCUCAUCUGUUGAAUUACUAAUGAACAAUCACCAGGGUAUUAAAGCAGAAAUUGAUGCCCGCAAUGACAGUUUUACUACCUGCAUUGAACUUGGCAAAUCUCUCCUGGCAAGAAAACACUAUGCAUCAGAAGAGAUCAAGGAAAAGCUACUGCAGUUGACAGAGAAGAGGAAAGAAAUGAUUGACAAAUGGGAAGACAGAUGGGAAUGGCUGAGACUCAUUUUGGAGGUACAUCAGUUUUCAAGGGAUGCUAGCGUGGCAGAGGCCUGGCUGCUGGGGCAGGAGCCAUACCUAUCCAGCCGUGAGAUAGGUCAAAGUGUGGAUGAAGUGGAAAAGUUAAUUAAGCGGCAUGAAGCAUUUGAGAAAUCUGCAGCUACUUGGGAUGAAAGGUUUGCAGCACUGGAACGACUGACUACGUUGGAGUUACUGGAAGUACGUCGACAGCAAGAGGAAGAGGAGAGAAAGAGGCAACCUCCUUCUCCAGAGCCAAGUCCAAAGGUCACAGAUGACGCAGAUUCACAACAGCAAUGGGAUGGCACAAAAGGAGAACAAAUUUCCCAGAACGGUUUGCCGUCAGACCAGGAGUCUCCACGGAUGGCAGAAACAGUAGAGACAAAUGAAAUGGUCAAUGGAGCUGCAGAGCAGAGAACAAGUUCAAAAGAAUCUAGUCCUGUUCCUUCCCCAACAACAGACCGCAAAGCCAAGACUGCCUUUCAGGCUCAGACCGCUGCUACCCUUCCAGCCAAAACACAGGAGACCCCAUCUGCUCAGAUGGAGGGCUUCUUGCACCGUAAACAUGAAUGGGAGACACACAGCAAGAAAGCCUCAAGCAGAUCCUGGCAUAAUGUGUACUGUGUUAUAAACAACCAAGAGAUGGGCUUCUACAAAGAUUCCAAGGCUGCUGCUUCUGGCAUUCCUUACCACAAUGAAAUCCCUGUCAGUUUGAAAGAAGCAGUCUGUGAAGUAGCAGUUGAUUACAAAAAGAAGAAACACGUGUUCAAGCUAAGACUAAGUGAUGGCAAUGAGUACCUCUUCCAAGCCAAAGAUGAUGAGGAAAUGAACACAUGGAUUCAGGCGAUCACAUCAGCUAUCUCCUCUGACAAAAUUGAAGUGUCUCCAAGCACACAAAGCACUCCAGCUUCUAGUCGUGCCCAAACCCUGCCAGCCAGCGUUACAAUAACCAGCGAAUCCAGUCCUGGCAAGCGGGAGAAGGACAAAGAAAAAGACAAAGAGAAGAGAUUCAGCCUUUUUGGUAAAAAGAAGUGAACUCCAUCUCCACACACACCCUGCACUUCUCUGACCUUUCCAGUGGAAUUCCAGCAUGCAAGCUCAGAACCAAUACAUUACUAUCUGUGCCUAAUGUUCCUCAAUGUGAUUUAAAUUUUUUUAUUUAUAGAGCAUUUAAAAAAGCCAACAAAAAAAAAAAGAAUCUAAAGUUACAAAUGUUUGAGGUGCAUUGGGCAGCUUCUGUACGAGAGGGAGGACCAGAUUUUGUUUUUUUUAAUGAAGUUAAUGUAGAUUAGAUCUUAAUAUUUAAACUGUUCCUCAAUUUUGUGAGGCUGUCUUGAAAAAUAACCCACAUCUAGUGAUAUUGGUAUGCAAGGCAGCGGUGCUUACAAAUUUCCUGUGCACAUUGAAGACAACUGUACAAAUUUUCAAACGUGUUCACUUCCAUUUAAGGUUGUUAUGCUGAGUCUUGACUAGUAGAGCCUCCCAUUACAGUUCUAACCUUUAUUAAAAUGAUAGUGUAUUAUCUUUGCUGUAACAGAGUGCAGGUAUGCAUUAACUUACGGACAAACCAUUUGUAUCCUGGCAUCAGUUAUUAACACAACCUGAAGCUUUUCUGCAUCCAGUACGACAGUUAAGAAUGUUGGUGUACAAGAAGGAUUAGCAUACUGAUACAGUUUUAAAUAAUCUGUAAUUUCGAAUUUUUUUGCUGAAAUACAUUAUAUUGUAUGUUUCAGAUAAUUCUAGUACAAAGUAUAAUAAGACUAGAUGUAUAAUAAACCCUUUAAAAAUCAUUGAUAAGUGUAAAAGUGGAACUGAAGCAUUUACUGGAAAAAAAAAGUAAUGUUACUCAAAUGGUUACUUGCUUGUCAGCUACAGCACUGUGUGUUAUAAUUUUGCUACAUUACCUUGCUAUUUGAUACAUAGUGUGCAUUCUCUGUCACUGUAACUAUUGUAAUGAAAAAUUUUCAUCUUACUGCACAAUCAGAAACUACAUUUAAUAGGAAUGAACUCUCAGUGACUGGGCCUGUAGUCAGAGUAGUACUGGAACUGGCUUUCAGUUGUAUGGAACUGUACCUCUAGACUUUUACCCUAUCUGUUAAAUAUAUGCUAUGUCAUUAAAUGCUUUUAAAACUAAA